Messenger RNA from Acanthosepion pharaonis, 1920 nucleotides. Lineage: Eukaryota; Metazoa; Mollusca; Cephalopoda; Sepiida; Sepiidae. The record is from the annotation of a GenBank genome assembly.
AUGCGACUAUCACAGGUCGCUCAAUGCAGCACCUUCACGCAGGCCUCGCAGUCACAAGAGAAGCGUGCCACCUGCUUGGCUGGGAAAGCUGCCUACAGGGCUUCCUUGAGAUCAAGGCUCAAGAAUGCACAAUGGCUUCUUUGUAACGUAAGAAACGCUGCUGCCACAGCGAAAUCAAGGACAAUAGAGACACUUGACCGCAGGCGCGCCCGUCAAUCCAGGGUCGCUGCUACAACAGCGAGCGCUAGGGCUGCUGAGACACCGCUCCGUAGAUAUGUUCGAAAUGCUACGAAUGCUGCCACCUCUGCCAGGUCGAGAGCAGCUGAAACAUUCGACCGCAGGCGCGCCCGUCAAUCCAGGGACGCUGCUGCAACAGCAACUGCUAGGGCUGCUGAGACACUGCUCCGUAGGUCGAGAGCAGCUGAAACAAUUGACCGCAGGCGCGCCUGUCAAUCCAGGGACACUGCUACAACAGUUAGGACAAGCGAGUCCGAGACAGAACUGCAGCGGGCAACCCGUAAUGCCCGCAACGCUGCAGCGAAUUCUGCUGCCAGAAACUCCGAGGGCCCACAGACAAGUGCAAACAGACUUUCAAGAGCUGCUACAAACAUGGCCGCUGUGCGCUUAUCUCAAACUCCCCAAGCUCGCUACACACGCCUCGACGGCGACAUUCAGCGCCUUGCGGCUGCCCGUGGUAUUACCUGUCUCAAUAGCUCUUUUUGGUCUUUCUUGGUUUUCAAUUAUGACCCCGGCAUUAACUUAACUACGCGUGACGACAUCAAUGUAGGGUCCAUGACCUGCGUUAGCCAAUUCUGCAACGCCCGCAAAUGGGCCGGGGAGGCUGCUGGUCUGUGCUGCUCCACCAGCAAAGUUCGACUGCCACCUCUGCAUGAAACACCUACCCAGUUGAGUGGAUUAAUAGCCGGCUCCCAUCCAGACUCCAACCACUUCCUUAAAACAAUCGGGCAAUACAACAACUUACAAAUGACCUCAUUUCGGGCUCAUGUCAAUUCUUUUCUUUAUAUUCUUAAUAUUUAUUCCAUUUUGAUUCCUGUCUCGUUUUGUCUUUUUCUCGCUUCUUUCUUUCUUUUAUUUGUUUCUUUCUCUGUCUUCUCUUUCUUUGCUCACUCUUUCUUUUCUCACAUCAUCAUUUGUUUCUUAAUAUUUCUUUUAUCUCUUUUUUCUUCUUUCAUUCGCUUUCUUCUUUCUUCUUUUUUAUAUUUCUUUCCUUUAUGUAUUUCUUCCCUCUCUCUUUUUUUCGUUCGCAUUUCUCUUCUCACUUUCUUUAUUCACUUUAUACUUUCUCUUUCAUUCUUUCAUUGUUUUUGUUUCAUCCUUUCUUCUGUAACUUUCUCAAUUUAUCCUUUGUUUUUUAUCUCUACAUAUUUUUCUUUCAUUGCUUUUAUUUCCACUUUCUUCUCGUUCUUUCUUUUUCUCACGUUCUCUUUCUUUUGUUCGUCACUUUCUCAUCUCCUUUUGUAUUUUUCGCUUCUCUUUUUUCUCAUUUACUCUUUUUUUCAUCUUUCCCAUUUCCAUUCUCACGUUGUUUGUUUUUGCUACCCGUUUUCUCUUCCUGAUAUUUCCUAUUGUUUAUUUUUAUCUUCUUCGCUUCAACUUUUCUGUCUUUCUUUGCUUCAACGUUUCCGUCUUUCUUCUUUGCUUCAACGUUUCCGUCUUUCUUCUUUGCUUCAACGUUUCCGUCUUUCUUCUUUGCUUAAACGUUUGUUUCUUGUUUGCUUCAAAAUUUCUUUCUUCCUUCUUUGCUUAAACGUUUCUUUCUUCUUUGCUUCAAUGUUUCUUUCUUUGUUUCAACGUUUCAAUUUUUCUUCUUCGCUUCAACGUUUCUGUCUUUCUUUGCUUCAACGUUUCUUUCUUUCUUCUUUGCUUCAACGUUUCCUUCUUCUUACUAUCUAUCUUUAA